AUGCCUUCCACCGUCGUUUCCACCCCCGUCCCCGCCGGCGUUGACAGAGCCGCCGUCCUCUCUGCCAUCCACAACCACGAGCUCAUGGUCAAGACCCUCUGCCCGGCCCUCAUCUCCUACAAGCUCGAGUCCGGCUCUGUCGGCCUCGGCCAGUCCGCCACCUACUCCAUCACGGACAAGAAGCCCAUCGGCCAGACCACCUACCAGCUGACCAUCACCAACCUUGAGGAGGGCGUCGACACCCUUGUCAACGCCAAGCCCCCCGUCGGCACCCUCGUCAUCGCCGGCAAGUGGCGCAUCGUCCAGGAGGCCAGCGGCCUCGUCCUCCGCGAGGAGGUCGACAUCGACGCCAACGUGCUCAUGAAGAAGAUGGCCAAGGGCAACGUCGAGAAGACCCACCCCGAGCAGCACGCCGCUCUCCUCGUCCAGGCCGGCAAGGCAUAA
Molecule: messenger RNA, 444 nt
Organism: Colletotrichum higginsianum IMI 349063
Lineage: Eukaryota; Fungi; Ascomycota; Sordariomycetes; Glomerellales; Glomerellaceae
Exons: 1
Coding region: 1-444 (147 amino acids)
Source: RefSeq, a predicted model, not a curated record